This is a messenger RNA of Helianthus annuus (common sunflower), 1103 nucleotides long. RefSeq lists its product as uncharacterized. The transcript has 2 exons. Bases 33 to 638 code for a protein of 201 amino acids. Gene Ontology annotation, molecular function: protein binding. The record is from RefSeq and is a predicted model, not a curated record. NCBI's taxonomy places the organism in Eukaryota, Viridiplantae, Streptophyta, Magnoliopsida, Asterales, Asteraceae.
CCUAACUCGGUGAAGUAAAAUCACUCUAAAAAAUGGUGGACACCAGAGCCCAAACCAAGAAGAUGCACGAUGCCUGCUUCCCGCAUGCUUCCAUGGAGGAUUCUAAUCAUCAAUCGACUGAGCCUGGAGCAAUUAUUGGUUCCAACGAUGACCUUUUAACCGAGAUUCUUCUCCGCCUCCCUGCUCCCUCUAUCCUUCGUUUCAAAUCCGUAUCCAAACACUGGCUUUUGCUUUUGAGUCAGAUACAUUUCACCCAAAGUCUUGUAAUGGGUUACUACUUUGCGUUACCCGGCCCAAAGGCCGCAAUGGUGCUAAUAAAUAUUAUGUAUUUAAUCCCACCACCAAGCAGUUGGCACUCAUCCCACCCGUUCCCAGAGAUCGUAGCGCUAUAUGGUUUAUGGGUCUGGCAUUUCAUCAAACAGAUUGUGUUCGCUACAAAGUUAUUUGUGUUCUUUAUGUAUGGCCUGGUGUGGAUUCGUAUCAGAUUCAGGUCUACUCGUCUGACACAAAGGAAUGGAAGAUAUCUAUCGAAUCUUUCUCUGCGUCUAUACCCAUCAUUCGCCACGGGGUUUACUGGAAUGGAGCUGUUUAUUGGGCUUCUUUAUUUGACAAUAGAAAUUACUGGUUCUUCAAAAUAGAUGAUCAACAGCUGCACACGUUACCCUUGCCUCUUGGCUUGAUCCCUUCUAAAGUGGUGACAGAGUACUUGGGAGAAUCCAGAGGUCAUCUACAUUUAAUUGCAUACAAUAAAUUCCAAGGAGGUAUGGUACGCGUGAAUGUGUAUGAGAUGUUGAGCGAUCAUUCUGGCUGGUUUGUCAAGUAUCAACUACAGCUUGAUGCGAUCACUAGGUACGGUCCCGGUUAUGUGCUCCAAGUCGUCGAUGUGGUUAGAGGCAAAGAAGAAGAAGAUACAUUCCUGGUGCUGGAAACUCUUGAUAAGAUUAUAACAUACAAUGUUCAUGACAGGAGUUUUAAACAGAUAUGUAGUUUAACCAAAUAUUGUAGUUCAAGUUUUUAUCGUUACACCGAAACCUUGUCUUCUUUCUAAAAGACAUUUCAGAAUGUUUAUAUCUCGUACUAAAUUGAUUUAGUAAAGUUUUGUC